AGACAACUACAGCUGUUUUGACAACACAACCAUCUGUUUCCUCGACAGGCACUACACAACAACCAUCAACUACAAAGUCAGAUAUUUGCGCUGAGAGUGGUAGCGUUCUUCAAAGCUUGUCAACAACGACUGACCCCGCAGUUCAUAUACUGGUUAACGAAGCACAAAAUCCGAGUUCCAUCGAAAGCACGCUCCUUCGCCAAGCAUGGCAGUCGCCUGCAGACACGGAUCCAGUUUUAUUCGAAAUAAUUCCCACGAAGACCAUCACGUUGUCCGAAAUCACCGUAAAAAUAAGCGGCCCCGUCGAGGAUGUCUUGAUAAAUCAGAAUGUUUUGGAGUCGGAACAACCUAUUUCAUUGCACUCUACAGGAGGAACCAGAUCCCCACAAAUAUUUACCUUCUACGGUCGAUCCAACAUAACGACGGAAUCAAUAACUGUGACCAUUCGACAUCAACCAGGCGAAUCGAUAACAAUCCAAGAAGUGACUGUCAAAGCAUGUACACAUCCCGCUCAACCUGAAACCACGACGUUUACAGUUCCAACGACUACGUCAGUUUUUGGUUCAACUACUCCAGGGUCCACGACAACUUCGUCCGGCUGCGAAAAGAAAAUGCUGGAUGGGGAAAAAAACAGCAAUCACAUCUCUGUAAUUUAUAAUGACGUGAUGGAAGGCAACAACGCCUUGUUCAGCUCGCCUGCGACAGAAAAUGAUGGGUUUUUGAUAACCACGGCAGCACAAGAGCAUAGGUUUUUGGUGGAGCUCAAAAACAUCCAGCCGGACUCAAUUUAUUUGGCAAACAUAACCGUCCGUGUUCUGCCUGUCACUCAGUCACUCUUUGGCACUGCGCCGAUAACUGUCGAAUUUUUCACACAUGACUCGACCGGACACAUUGAGGACACCCAUACAUUACAACAAACAACCGCCUCCAUCUAUACGCUCUUGGAUCCACAAGUAAUUGAGCUUAAGUACCCAACGGUUUUGAUAGUGGUAAAGAGCAAAUUUCCGUUUGAAGUCCUAGUAAAAGAUCUGCAGUUGGUCGCAUGCUUUGAACCUGCAGAACCGACCACUACAACAGCUGUCCCAGGUACAACGACGACCAUUGCCCCCAGCGUAACAACACCGUGUAUGAUAACAGACGGCAUGUUGGACGAAGCGUAUAUCUCAAAUGAUAUGAUGACGUUGACCGUUGAUAACCAGCUUUUACUUCUGCCUUCACCUUGGGACAGGGCGAAUCAAAAACUAUUUUUGCCGAAUGUGCAAAGAAAAGUCAUUCUUUCCAUCGUUUUUGGAGCUCCUACAUAUGUUUCCCAUCUCGUGCCGGAUUUUUAUACACCAAAUAUCAGCACCAUGACAGUGUCUGAUGGAAAUGAUGCGAUAAACAUGUUGAACUCACCAUUGAUUGGCAAAAAUGUGAAAACGCUGGAUAUAACAAUCACUCCCAAAACGCCAGGGUCUGAUCUUAAAUUUAAGAUUGCAAUAUUUGGAUGUUUUGAAGCUGUCGAGACAACUUCAGCAGUUGUAAUUACACAACCAUUGGUCUCCUCGACAGAAGCUACACCAUCAACUACACAGCCAGAAAUUUGCGCUAUGAAUGGAACCGUUGUUCAAACACUAACAUCUGAGACUAACCCUGCAAUAAAGAUAAGGGUUACAGAAGGAGAAAAUCCGAGUAGUUCAAUCGAAGAUACUCUUGAUGGCCAAGCAUGGCUGUCGUCUCCAGAAACAGAUAAAGUUACUUUCGAAAUUACUCCCGAAAAGCCUCUUCUGUUGUCCGAAAUCAGCAUAACAACAACAAACUACGUUAAAGAUGUUACGUUCAUUCUUCGUGUGGAGGAGUUUCCCGACCCUCUUUCAGUGACCCAAACAGUAGAAUCUGGAGGAACAAAUACUAUUUCCUUUCCCGGUGUACCCGAUUUAACGACGACAUCAAUAACUGUGACCAUUACAUAUCGGUUCGAUGAAUCAAUAACAAUCAAAGACGUGACUGUCAACGCAUGUAUACAUCCUACGCAGCCAGAAACCACAACAGUUACAGUUCCAACAUCUACGUCAGCUGAAUCCACAACUGGAACAACUCAAACUACCGGUCCGUCUGUGACAACUUCAACACCACCUACGACAUUAUCUGUUACAACAUCAGGUCCAGGUAGAGUAACAACCACAACUGCUGUUGUAUCGCCAUUCUCGACAACAGUGUCGCAACCAUCGCCGCCAACAGUCAGCAUUUCGGCUGGUUCCACAACAGGCAUACCACCAACUACCGGUCCUUCUGCGACAACGGCAACACCGCCGACGACUGCAUCUAUUACAAUAGCUGCUGUCGAGACAACUUCAGCAGUUGUAACUACACAACCAUCGGUCUCCUCGACAGAAGCUACACAAUCAACUACACAGCCAGAAACCACAACAGUUACAGUUCCAACAUCUACGUCAGCUGAAUCCACAACUGGAACAACUCAAACUACCGGUCCGUCUGUGACAACUUCAACACCACCUACGACAUUAUCUGUUACAACAUCAGGUCCAGGUAGAGUAACAACCACAACUGCUGUUGUAUCGCCAUUCUCGACAACAGUGUCGCAACCAUCGCCGCCAACAGUCAGCAUUUCGGCUGGUUCCACAACAGGCAUACCACCAACUACCGGUCCUUCUGCGACAACGGCAACACCGCCGACGACUGCAUCUAUUACAAUAGCUGCUGUCGAGACAACAUCAGCAGUUGUAACUACACAACCAUCGGUCUCCUCGACAGAAGCUACACCAUCAACUACACAGCCAGAAACCACAACAGUUACAGUUCCAACAUCUACGUCAGCUGGAACCACGACUGGCACGCAACAAACUACCGGUCCGUCUGUGACGACGGCAACACCGCCCACGACUACAUCUGUUACACCAUCUGAAAAUUGCGUGAUGGGCGGACCAGAACAAGACGUUGCACCAAGUUUCACAACCAUUGACGUAAACGGCGAAACCGUUGAAGGGUUCGAUCCGUUUAACCGGGCCGGAGGAAUUACACAACUUACACCUGAUCAAACAGACAUGGCUGUAGUCAAGAUUAACAUUAUACCAAUAGAAUUGAACGAGUUACAUAUUAAACCAUAUGACGCAGUUGUAUCCGUCAACAUUACAUACGACGAUAACACGAUUCAAACUGAGACGCAACCGGAAAUGAAACAGGACACUGCUGUUGUGAGUCAUCCAAGGAAUGGCAAGAAGGUAGUAACUAUUACGGUCACAAUAAAGAAGUCUCCAGACGCCCAAGUAAUCAGAUUGGGUCCGAUCACCGCUCUGUUAUGCGGCGAGCAAUUAACAACAGCAAGCACCACAACGCCCUCUGUACACACAACUUCAGCUGUUAUGACAACACAACCAUUAGUUUCCUCGACAGCAACUACACCAUCGCCAUCAACUACAAAGCCAGCUGGAACCACGACUGGCACGCAACAAACUACCGGUCCGUCUGUGACGACGGCAACACCGCCCACGACUACAUCUGUUACACCAUCUGAAAAUUGCGUGAUGGGCGGACCAGAACAAGACGUUGCACCAAGUUUCACAACCAUUGACGUAAACGGCGAAACCGUUGAAGGGUUCGAUCCGUUUAACCGGGCCGGAGGAAUUACACAACUUACACCUGAUCAAACAGACAUGGCUGUAGUCAAGAUUAACAUUAUACCAAUAGAAUUGAACGAGUUACAUAUUAAACCAUAUGACGAAGUUGUAUCCGUCAACAUUACAUACGACGAUAACACGAUUCAAACUGAGACGCAACCGGAAAUGAAACAGGACACUGCUGUUGUGAGUCAUCCAAGGAAUGGCAAGAAGGUAGUAACUAUUACGGUCACACUAAAGAAGUCUCCAGACGCCCAAGUAAUCAGAUUGGGUCCGAUCACCGCUCUGUUAUGCGGCGAGCAAUUAACAACAGCAAGCACCACAACGCCCUCUGUACACACAACUUCAGCUGUUAUGACAACACAACCAUUAGUUUCCUCGACAGCAACUACACCAUCGCCAUCAACUACAAAGCCAGCUGGAACCACGACUGGCACGCAACAAACUACCGGUCCGUCUGUGACGACGGCAACACCGCCCACGACUACAUCUGUUACACCAUCUGAAAAUUGCGUGAUGGGCGGACCAGAACAAGACGUUGCACCAAGUUUCACAACCAUUGACGUAAACGGCGAAACCGUUGAAGGGUUCGAUCCGUUUAACCGGGCCGGAGGAAUUACACAACUUACACCUGAUCAAACAGACAUGGCUGUAGUCAAGAUUAACAUUAUACCAAUAGAAUUGAACGAGUUACAUAUGAAACCAUAUGACGCAGUUGUAUCCGUCAACAUUACAUACGACGAUAACACGAUUCAAACUGAGACGCAACCGGAAAUGAAACAGGACACUGCUGUUGUGAGUCAUCCAAGGAAUGGCAAGAAGGUAGUAACUAUUACGGUCACAAUAAAGAAGUCUCCAGACGCCCAAGUAAUCAGAUUGGGUCCGAUCACCGCUCUGUUAUGCGGCGAGCAAUUAACAACAGCAAGCACCACAACGCCCUCUGUACACACAACUUCAGCUGUUAUGACAACACAACCAUUAGUUUCCUCGACAGCAACUACACCAUCGCCAUCAACUACAAAGCCAGCUGGAACCACGACUGGCACGCAACAAACUACCGGUCCGUCUGUGACGACGGCAACACCGCCCACGACUACAUCUGUUACACCAUCUGAAAAUUGCGUGAUGGGCGGACCAGAACAAGACGUUGCACCAAGUUUCACAACCAUUGACGUAAACGGCGAAACCGUUGAAGGGUUCGAUCCGUUUAACCGGGCCGGAGGAAUUACACAACUUACACCUGAUCAAACAGACAUGGCUGUAGUCAAGAUUAACAUUAUACCAAUAGAAUUGAACGAGUUACAUAUUAAACCAUAUGACGCAGUUGUAUCCGUCAACAUUACAUACGACGAUAACACGAUUCAAACUGAGACGCAACCGGAAAUGAAACAGGACACUGCUGUUGUGAGUCAUCCAAGGAAUGGCAAGAAGGUAGUAACUAUUACGGUCACAAUAAAGAAGUCUCCAGACGCCCAAGUAAUCAGAUUGGGUCCGAUCACCGCUCUGUUAUGCGGCGAGCAAUUAACAACAGCAAGCACCACAACGCCCUCUGUACACACAACUUCAGCUGUUAUGACAACACAACCAUUAGUUUCCUCGACAGCAACUACACCAUCGCCAUCAACUACAAAGCCAGCUGGAACCACGACUGGCACGCAACAAACUACCGGUCCGUCUGUGACGACGGCAACACCGCCCACGACUACAUCUGUUACACCAUCUGAAAAUUGCGUGAUGGGCGGACCAGAACAAGACGUUGCACCAAGUUUCACAACCAUUGACGUAAACGGCAAAACCGUUGAAAACUUCGAUCCGUUUAACCGGGCCGGGGGAAUUACACAACUUACACCUGAUCAAACAGACAUGGCUGUAGUCAAGAUUAACAUUAUACCAAUAGAAUUGAACGAGUUACAUAUUAAACCAUAUGACGCAGUUGUAUCCGUCAACAUUACAUACGACGAUAACACGAUUCAAACUGAGACGCAACCGGAAAUGAAACAGGACACUGCUGUUGUGAGCCAUCCAAGGAAUGGCAAGAAGGUAGUAACUAUUACGGUCACAAUAAAGAAGUCUCCAGACGCCAACGUAAUCAGAUUGGGUCCGAUCACCGCUCUGUUAUGCGGCGAGCAAUUAACAACAGCAAGCACCACAACGCCCUCUGUACACACAACUUCAGCUGUUAUGACAACACAACCAUUAGUUUCCUCGACAGCAACUACACCAUCGCCAUCAACUACAAAGCCAGCUGGAACCACGACUGGCACGCAACAAACUACCGGUCCGUCUGUGACGACGGCAACACCGCCCACGACUACAUCUGUUACACCAUCUGAAAAUUGCGUGAUGGGCGGACCAGAACAAGACGUUGCACCAAGUUUCACAACCAUUGACGUAAACGGCAAAACCGUUGAAAACUUCGAUCCGUUUAACCGGGCCGGGGGAAUUACACAACUUACACCUGAUCAAACAGACAUGGCUGUAGUCAAGAUUAACAUUAUACCAAUAGAAUUGAACGAGUUACAUAUUAAACCAUAUGACGCAGUUGUAUCCGUCAACAUUACAUACGACGAUAACACGAUUCAAACUGAGACGCAACCGGAAAUGAAACAGGACACUGCUGUUGUGAGCCAUCCAAGGAAUGGCAAGAAGGUAGUAACUAUUACGGUCACAAUAAAGAAGUCUCCAGACGCCAACGUAAUCAGAUUGGGUCCGAUCACCGCUCUGUUAUGCGGCGAGCAAUUAACAACAGCAAGCACCACAACGCCCUCUGUACACACAACUUCAGCUGUUAUGACAACACAACCAUUAGUUUCCUCGACAGCAACUACACCAUCGCCAUCAACUACAAAGCCAGCUGGAACCACGACUGGCACGCAACAAACUACCGGUCCGUCUGUGACGACGGCAACACCGCCCACGACUACAUCUGUUACACCAUCUGAAAAUUGCGUGAUGGGCGGACCAGAACAAGACGUUGCACCAAGUUUCACAACCAUUGACGUAAACGGCAAAACCGUUGAAAACUUCGAUCCGUUUAACCGGGCCGGGGGAAUUACACAACUUACACCUGAUCAAACAGACAUGGCUGUAGUCAAGAUUAACAUUAUACCAAUAGAAUUGAACGAGUUACAUAUUAAACCAUAUGACGCAGUUGUAUCCGUCAACAUUACAUACGACGAUAACACGAUUCAAACUGAGACGCAACCGGAAAUGAAACAGGACACUGCUGUUGUGAGCCAUCCAAGGAAUGGCAAGAAGGUAGUAACUAUUACGGUCACAAUAAAGAAGUCUCCAGACGCCAACGUAAUCAGAUUGGGUCCGAUCACCGCUCUGUUAUGCGGCGAGCAAUUAACAACAGCAAGCACCACAACGCCCUCUGUACACACAACUUCAGCUGUUAUGACAACACAACCAUUAGUUUCCUCGACAGCAACUACACCAUCGCCAUCAACUACAAAGCCAGCUGGAACCACGACUGGCACGCAACAAACUACCGGUCCGUCUGUGACGACGGCAACACCGCCCACGACUACAUCUGUUACACCAUCUGAAAAUUGCGUGAUGGGCGGACCAGAACAAGACGUUGCACCAAGUUUCACAACCAUUGACGUAAACGGCAAAACCGUUGAAAACUUCGAUCCGUUUAACCGGGCCGGGGGAAUUACACAACUUACACCUGAUCAAACAGACAUGGCUGUAGUCAAGAUUAACAUUAUACCAAUAGAAUUGAACGAGUUACAUAUUAAACCAUAUGACGCAGUUGUAUCCGUCAACAUUACAUACGACGAUAACACGAUUCAAACUGAGACGCAACCGGAAAUGAAACAGGACACUGCUGUUGUGAGCCAUCCAAGGAAUGGCAAGAAGGUAGUAACUAUUACGGUCACAAUAAAGAAGUCUCCAGACGCCAACGUAAUCAGAUUGGGUCCGAUCACCGCUCUGUUAUGCGGCGAGCAAUUAACAACAGCAAGCACCACAACGCCCUCUGUACACACAACUUCAGCUGUUAUGACAACACAACCAUUAGUUUCCUCGACAGCAACUACACCAUCGCCAUCAACUACAAAGCCAGCUGGAACCACGACUGGCACGCAACAAACUACCGGUCCGUCUGUGACGACGGCAACACCGCCCACGACUACAUCUGUUACACCAUCUGAAAAUUGCGUGAUGGGCGGACCAGAACAAGACGUUGCACCAAGUUUCACAACCAUUGACGUAAACGGCAAAACCGUUGAAAACUUCGAUCCGUUUAACCGGGCCGGGGGAAUUACACAACUUACACCUGAUCAAACAGACAUGGCUGUAGUCAAGAUUAACAUUAUACCAAUAGAAUUGAACGAGUUACAUAUUAAACCAUAUGACGCAGUUGUAUCCGUCAACAUUACAUACGACGAUAACACGAUUCAAACUGAGACGCAACCGGAAAUGAAACAGGACACUGCUGUUGUGAGCCAUCCAAGGAAUGGCAAGAAGGUAGUAACUAUUACGGUCACAAUAAAGAAGUCUCCAGACGCCAACGUAAUCAGAUUGGGUCCGAUCACCGCUCUGUUAUGCGGCGAGCAAUUAACAACAGCAAGCACCACAACGCCCUCUGUACACACAACUUCAGCUGUUAUGACAACACAACCAUUAGUUUCCUCGACAGCAACUACACCAUCGCCAUCAACUACAAAGCCAGCUGGAACCACGACUGGCACGCAACAAACUACCGGUCCGUCUGUGACGACGGCAACACCGCCCACGACUACAUCUGUUACACCAUCUGAAAAUUGCGUGAUGGGCGGACCAGAACAAGACGUUGCACCAAGUUUCACAACCAUUGACGUAAACGGCAAAACCGUUGAAAACUUCGAUCCGUUUAACCGGGCCGGGGGAAUUACACAACUUACACCUGAUCAAACAGACAUGGCUGUAGUCAAGAUUAACAUUAUACCAAUAGAAUUGAACGAGUUACAUAUUAAACCAUAUGACGCAGUUGUAUCCGUCAACAUUACAUACGACGAUAACACGAUUCAAACUGAGACGCAACCGGAAAUGAAACAGGACACUGCUGUUGUGAGCCAUCCAAGGAAUGGCAAGAAGGUAGUAACUAUUACGGUCACAAUAAAGAAGUCUCCAGACGCCAACGUAAUCAGAUUGGGUCCGAUCACCGCUCUGUUAUGCGGCGAGCAAUUAACAACAGCAAGCACCACAACGCCCUCUGGUUCCACAUCAAGCCUACAACCAACUACCGGUCCGUCUGGGACAACGGCAACACCGUCCACGACUUCAUCUGCUACAGUAUCUGUUGGUUCCACAACAGGCAUACCACCAACUACCGGUCCUUCUGCGACAACGGCAACACCGCCUACGACUGCAUCUGUUACAACAAUAGCUGUGACAACCGCAACUGCUGUUGUAACGCCUUUCUCGACAUCACAGACUCCGCCAACGCCGCCGUCACUCACCCUUACGGUUGCUACCACGGUAAGCGGGUCAACCACGGUAAGCGGGUCAACCACGGUAAGCGGGUCAACAACUAUCGCGCCGCCUGUUACGGAGCCGUUUACUGAAAAUAUCUGCAACUUUACUGUUGCUGACUUCGAGACUCAAAUCGGCCGAGAUUUUCCAGAAGGCGACGCAAUAGGGUACAUUGAAGUCAAUGGUUUGCCCGGAUAUAAUGAAGGAGAUAAAAUAGUGAGUCUUGAUGACGCUAUUGGAGACGGCGUCAGGGUCCACGUCAUGUGCUAUGAAUGCACAUGCAAGAACAGAACGAUGACGUGCCAAGAAACGCCAAACUGUGAACCCACUUGCGUAGCCACUGAAUGGUCACAAUGGAGCGACUGUUCGGAACCAUGUAACAUUGGAACGAAGGUCCGCACUCGCACUGUUGUAGGAUUUAAUCCUGAUUGUGAUAAUAGCGAAGUUGACGAAGAGCCUUGCAACGUCCAUGUCUGUGAAGAACCCCCUGAAUGGGGACUGUGGACCCCUUGGAGCGAAUGUAGCGCCACCAAGACAUGUGACACGGGCCUGCAGGUGAGGACCAGACAGUGCCUGAACGGCAUGUGCUCAGUCACAGAGGACGCCGUGGAAGUGGAAGGAUGCGUCAAUGGUGAAGACUGCCCUCCAACAUGCGAUGAAAGUAUGGAAGAAUAUGACCCUUGUGCAAACGCGGUGUGUGAAGAAAAAAAUAUCGACUGCUUCGGUGUGAAGCAGAACAUAACGUGCGAACCGGCGGGCGACUGUGUACCUGGAUGCGUGUGCAAGAAUGAUCUAGUCCGCAACGAGCUGGGUCAAUGUGUUCCCCAGGGCAAGUGCGACCAUUGCUACGCACCUGACGGCGCCCUGAUGCCCGAAGGCGAUAUUCGACCAGGAGUCUCACCGUGCCAAUAUUGUUCUUGCGAGAAAGGGCAAUACGUUUGCCACAUCGACGAAACAUGCUGCGAGCUGGGUCCAUGGGGCGAAUGGAGUUCAUGUAUCACAGAUUGUGGCCAAGGCGAGAGAUUCAGGGUGAGAUCGACAACGGCUGGAUGCGAUGAGGGCGAGAACGUGGAGACGGAACCGUGCAUGGGAGAACCGUGCAAGGACUGCAUGAGCGGCGGACAGUGGUACGAGGACGGAGAGGAGAUACCUACCAACGACGCCUGCAAGAAAUGUUACUGCGAUGCCGCAUCCAGACAAAUGAUGUGUCAGGAUAACCUGCUUGCAAACGUCGACGGUCAAUGGUCUAGCUGGACGCAGUGGUCAUCUUGCGCUAGUGAAUGCGGAAAAGGGGAUCACUUCCGCCUACGAUCCUGUAGCAACCCGGAACCCGCGUGCGCCGGUCGAAUGUGCCCUGGAAAUGACACCGAAUCAGCUCCUUGCUAUCUGCCAAGCUGCUGCGAGACUGGCCCUUGGGGAGAAUGGAGCCCUUGCUCUGCCACGUGCGAUGGCGGCGAUAGAGGACGCUCCCGGAACUUCUUGGACCCGGCGGACGCGCAGGCGGCAGAGUGCGAGGGUGUCCGGCGCAACGAGACCGACGCCUGCAAUCAGAGUCCAUGUGACCAGUCUUGCACCAUUGAACCGUGGUCCGAGUGGAGCGACUGCAGCGCAUCGUGCGGAGGCGGCAACAAGACGCGACACAGGCUCACCAACUGCGAGGUUCCCAGCAUGGAGACCAGCGACUGCAACACGGAACCGUGUCAAGUCUGCGAAGAUACGGCCGAGUUCCGUCAGUUCACCUACUGCGAGCAGGAAACAUGUGAGCGCUACCUUGCGGGCGGCGCCGCAUGUCACGACAACGGCACUAUGUAUAUGGGCUGCGUCUGCAAGGACAACUAUGUCAUGAACGCGCAACAUGUGUGUGUCCCGACCCUUGAAUGCAACAAUUGCCAGUACAAUGGAACCGUGUACCAGGAAAAUGAAAUCAUCUAUAGCGAGAAAUGCAGUCACUACAUUUGCGUGAGGGGCUCGCCCGUCAAGGUGGAAAGUUGCACCACACCAGUCUGCCAGGCCGGGGAAGUCCUCACGGAGGUAGAUGGUGAAUGCUGUCCCAUCUGCAAGCCUGUUCAAGAAACGCCCGACCGAUGCCAGGAACGAACAAAGACAGAGGUGCUGACGUACUUCACACCAGACGGCUUCAAGUGCGUGUCUGACGCGCCCCAGACGGUCACGUACUGCGGAGGUUCCUGCGGCAACAGCGAGCAGAUGCCAAUGGUGUUCGUGGAAGGCGAGGGUGGAAGUCACGUGGCAUCCAACUGCAAGUGCUGCACAGGUCAACCGGGACAACCUAUUGCCGUGACCAUGACCUGUGAGCAGGCAAGAGCCACCAAGAAAGUGAACGCUUUCUACCAGAAUGUGUCGAAUUGCUCGUGUGAUCAGUGCGCGGAGACAGCAAUUACUCCCGCUAGCAUGGGUAUACAAUCUUCACAGAAAAAAUAAAGGAAUGCCUUAGGCUAAACAAUCUAUUCGAUCAACGACCUUGGAACGACUACCGGACAAUUCCAUUGCCCAUCAACCAGAACGACACGUGGCGGUCCCUCUAGGAAGAUCUGUUGUCGAAUAGACGGGGAGCGUCUCGAAAAAUAACAUCAUAAUACCCGAUCAAACAAUAAAAUUGAUAUAUUUACGAAAAGAUUUAAGAAUUCAAACGUGAUUUUUCGGAUAAAAAGCAAAGACCAUCUUGUUAUAAGAAAUGCAAGGUAAUCAUGUUAUCUUUUAUUGUGUCUAACCUAGAACUUCGUAUCAAUUCAAACAAACACCCGUUUAUUUAUGAAAUGUGUACACCUAAACACAACCGACUUAUUUCACUUUUUUAUAGAUAAACGUCAAAAGAAAUUCGUCGCUCAUACAUAAAAUAUUUCGGUGUAUUAAGGAUUGUUUCUGCAAAGUUUGUAGCGUUUUAUUCGGGUUGUAAGAGUAAAUGAAAGGUCGUUUGAUCUUAUGAUGUGUUUUUAUGCCCCCAUAACGUGCUACACUCUUUGACGGCGCCCUCUAUCGAGCGACUAUGGGCCCUUGAGGGAUCACAUCUGUCAUUUGUGGUUGAUGUUUAUAGUAUAUUUGUGUUGCUUGUUUAUUGUUUUCCGCUAAUUACUUGCAAUCAUUACAAAGUGUUCCAAUACCAUGGCAUAUUGUGGGCAGUACAUGUAUACAUGUUUAUAUAUCGGUAUAACAACCAUUAAAAUAAUUCUAUUAUGGUGUGAGAAAUCGAUGAAUGUCUACAAGUUCCUUUGUUGAAUAGCUGUUUAAUCAACUACGUAGUCGUUGAAAUCGUUUCAUUUCAGGGAUGUUAACAUAACAAUUGAUGUAUUCGACGCUCAGUCGUUGAUUGAUUUUGAUUUAAUCGGUUUUUAUCUGACGAUGUCAUUGUCUUAUUGCCGCUGUUAAAAAAAGUAAAUAUUUGUCAGUGUAUAAAGUAUAACGUGUAAUGUGACAUGAUACUGGAAAACAAAAUAAUAAAAUAUGUAAUCAUA
Messenger RNA from Dreissena polymorpha, 12550 nucleotides. RefSeq names its product mucin-2-like. The transcript has 87 exons. Bases 612 to 11519 code for a protein of 3635 amino acids. The record is from RefSeq and is a predicted model, not a curated record. Lineage: Eukaryota; Metazoa; Mollusca; Bivalvia; Myida; Dreissenidae.